CUUAACUUCUAAAGAUGAAUUAUAGGUGUGAAGAGUGCCAAAAAGAAUUUGAGAAAAAGUCUCAUUUCGAGAGACAUCAAAUAACCCACACCGAAGAGAGGAAGUUCAAGUGUCCUCAGUGAGAUAAGUUCUUCAAGAGAAGGGAUCAUAUGACUCGGCAUAAAAAUAUGGUCCAUAGCGAUGAAGCAAGGAAAUUUAAAUGUCCUUACCCUGAGUGAUUCAGCAAUGGCUUCAUUGAUAAUUACCACUUAAGGAGACACAUAGAGUCUUGCCAUGAAGAGAAGCACAUCUGAACUAUCUGUGAGGAGGAAGCAAGGAUGUUCACUCCUACAAAUCAACAGAACAAGUUUAGGUUUAAGAAAUAAAAAGCAACUAGCAAGACAUGUAGAGCAGGUCCAUGGUAAUUCUAACAGAAAGGAAUGAAAGUACUGCAAUAAGUUUAUUACCAUCAAAAGGUUUCCUUCCCAUUUGAAGAAACAUGAACAGAAGAUAGAAAAGAACAAGAUUAUCCUUGAUUUGGCUCCGAAAAGCCCAGAGCCUCCAAAAGUUGAAGAGCAAAAAGUAACCAAAGAAGAGAAUUAUGAAGACAAGCAGCUUCAUGAGAAAAUUUUAAAAUAUCAGGUGAGGAAGGAAAACUCAGCCUUUAUGAUGCAAUUCAGGAAGAGGUUUACGAGCUCAGAAUCUGAGCGUAGUGCGUAUAAAUAUGAAAACAGUAGCAAACCGAAUUCAUUCAGGCUUAAUUCUCCCUCGUACCAAUACAAGAAGUCUGAUCCAGCUACUAUCUUUAAUGAUAGUUCUGUCAAGGAAUAUUAUGAACAAAGAGUGAAUCAAGCUAAAAGUGGCAGCCCAGCAAGACCCCAACAGUUUUACUGUCAAGAGCCUGGAUGCUUUAAAUCUUUCUCUAGUGUAUUAUUUUUAAUUUUAAGAAUAUAGGAGUACAACUUGAAGGUGCAUAUCAAAACAGCACAUCUUAAGAUUAGAGAAUUUGUAUGAAAACUAUGAACUAACGCAUACUUUCAUAAAAAGAACUUGGUAGAUCAUAUCCAAAGAGAUCAUCCUGGGUUCUUCCCAUCUUCUGAUGAAGAAGAUGCUCAGUAUAGAUUCCCUAUAUAUGGCCUAAGUUCUCAGAAAGGAAGUGUCAGCAGCAAUGAAGGAAAUAUUUCCCCAGUCUACAAUCCCAGUUUUCAUGCUCUUUC
Moneuplotes crassus is the source of this 1196-nucleotide messenger RNA. The record is from the annotation of a GenBank genome assembly. Lineage: Eukaryota; Ciliophora; Spirotrichea; Euplotida; Euplotidae.